Messenger RNA from Drosophila willistoni, 1884 nucleotides. RefSeq names its product N-sulphoglucosamine sulphohydrolase (gene Sgsh). Lineage: Eukaryota; Metazoa; Arthropoda; Insecta; Diptera; Drosophilidae. Gene Ontology annotation, molecular function: arylsulfatase activity. The coding region runs from base 82 to 1677 and encodes 531 amino acids. The transcript has a single exon. The record is from RefSeq and is a predicted model, not a curated record.
UCAGAGUCUCAGUGUGGUGCCAACGUUCGUUGGAUUGACUUUGCAUUGCUCUCUGUUUUUGGUGAAAUACAUAAUAUAUAGAUGGGUUCCUGGAAGCCGCUGCUGUUGCUGCAGCUUCUAAUCUUGUCAAGCAGCAAAUGCUAUGGCCAAUCAACUUCAAAACAAAAUGUUAUCUUACUGUUAGCCGACGAUGCCGGCUUCGAGAUGGGAGCCUAUCUAAACAAAUAUUGCCAGACGCCAAAUUUGGAUAAACUGGCACGCAGUGGAUUGCUCUUCAAUAAUGCCUUCACCUCGGUCAGUAGUUGCAGUCCGAGUCGUGCCCAGCUGCUGACUGGACAGGCUAGCCAUACGAAUGGUAUGUAUGGACUCCAUCAAGGUGUCCACAAUUUCAAUGUCCUGCCCGAGGUCACGAGUUCACUACCAAAUGAACUGCGGAAACAGAGCGGAGGACGUGUUCUGAGCGGCAUCAUUGGCAAGAAACAUGUUGGUAGUGCCACAAAUUUCAAAUUCGACUUUGAGCAGACAGAGGAGCAACAUUCCAUCAAUCAAAUUGGACGUAAUAUCACUCUGAUCAAGCAGUAUGUCAGUGAUUUUCUCAGUAAGGCUAAAAACGAUGCAAGUCCCUUCUUGCUGGUGGUGGGAUUCCAUGAUCCACAUCGUUGUGGUCACAUUACUCCUCAGUUUGGUGAAUUCUGUGAACGCUGGGGCAGUGGUGAGGAAGGAAUGGGUUCAAUACCCGACUGGAAACCCAUUUACUAUGACUGGCGUAAUCUGGAUGUUCCCGCUUGGCUACCCAACACGGAUGUUGUGAGAAAGGAAUUGGCUGCCCAAUACAUGACCAUUUCCCGUCUAGACCAAGGUGUGGGUCUAGUUCUACGAGAGCUAGAAUCUUCAGGUUUGGCCAAUGAAACGUUGAUAAUUUACACCUCAGACAAUGGACCACCUUUUCCGGGUGGACGCACCAAUCUCUACGAGCAUGGCAUACGCUCCCCGUUGAUCAUUAAAUCACCUGAGAAGACCGCACGUCAUGGUGAGACUAGUGCCGCUAUGGUCAGUCUUUUGGACAUAUAUCCAAGUGUUCUGGAUGCUCUACAGUUGCCUCUACCGAAUGCUACAACAUUUAGUGGAAAAUCUUUAUUACCCGUUUUACAUGAGGAGCCACCGGCAAAGGAAAACGAUGCUGUCUUUGGUAGUCACAACUAUCACGAGAUCACCAUGGCCUAUCCCAUGCGCAUGAUCCGUAAUAGACGCUAUAAGCUUAUACAUAAUCUCAACUACUGGGCCAACUUUCCCAUCGAUCAGGACUUUUACACAUCACCCACGUUCCAGCAGAUCCUCAAUGCCACCAUCAAUAAGCAGCAAUUGCCGUGGUAUCGCACCCUCUUACAGUAUUACCAGAGACCAGAAUGGGAACUAUAUGACAUAAAGAUAGAUUCCCUGGAACGAGUGAAUCUCGUGGACAAACCCAAAUAUAGUGCCACCUUGAAGCAACUUCGCCAGCAGCUCUACCAGUGGCAAAUCGAUACCAAAGAUCCCUGGCGUUGUGCCCCUCAUGCUGUGCUCCAGGAACAGGGCGUCUUCAAGAAGAAUCCUGUAUGCCUAACACUCGGACAUGAGGCCCUGCAAAGGCCCAAACGAACCCUGCUGACUCAAUACGAGGAAUAUGUUAUUGUCUAAAUUCAGAUAACAUUCGAUUGAUUAAGUUGUUUAUUAUCAGAAGUCGAGCAAAAACAGCGCCAACUGCUUUGUGAUAAGCUUGUUGCUAUCGCCAAACACUUGGUGCCUAGUUCAAAAAUAUUUCGUUUCCCUAGGGAUUCAACAUUUCACCAAUAAAUUCUUAUAGAAAUUAAUAAAUGCUGUUUGCUUUGGGCAUUAACAACAAUA